Phyllotreta striolata is the source of this 781-nucleotide messenger RNA. The record is from the annotation of a GenBank genome assembly. NCBI's taxonomy places the organism in Eukaryota, Metazoa, Arthropoda, Insecta, Coleoptera, Chrysomelidae.
GUUUUGUUGUACUAAUGUCUUUUGCAGCUACGUAUGUUAUAAGCGACGUGUAUUCGGCGAAUUUGACUUCGUUAUUAGCCCGACCAGGAAGGGAAAAACCGAUCCACGAUUUAUACCAAUUGGAACAGGCAAUGCUAUCGAGAGAAUACAAAUUGUUCAUCGAAAACCGCAGUUCAUCGCACGGGUUACUGGAGAAUGGCACCGGGAUUUAUUCGAGAUUGUAUAAUCUGAUGCUCCAAAGACAAGGGUACAACAACAGCAUCGUGAACUCAGUGGAAGAGGGCGUUGAAUUAGUGAAAAGUUCCGAUAAUGUGGCCCUGAUGGCCGGAAGGGAAACCUUAAAUUUCGACAUUCAAAGAUUCGGUGUAUCUAAUUUCCAUCUUAGCGAGAAACUGAACACAGCUUACUCGGCGAUAGCCCUUCAACUAGGCUGCCCUUUCAUAGAAGAAAUCAACAAAAUAUUAAUGGCAAUUUUCGAGGCGGGAAUCAUCACGAAAAUGACCGAAAAGGAAUUCGAAAAAUUAGGAAAAGAGAAGGCCUUGUCUUCGGCGGAAAUCGCUGAAACCGUAGCCAAGGACACGAGCAAGGACUUACAGAGACAGAUCAAAUUGAAGGAGCCCAGAAAAUUGAAACCGAUCAGUUUGAAAAUGCUGCAGGGAGCUUUCUAUUUGAUAUGCUUCGGAAACGUAUUUUCCGGUUUAAUUUUGAUGGGUGAAAUUGCUUACAAAAGGCACCAAGUACGACAACGCGAGAGAAACCGACGCUUAGCAAUCGGAAAAUG